ACUGUUCUGCCUAAUGCCGUAUGGCAGAUCUACAGCAUCCCCCCCCCACCUCCACCAGGCUCAGGGACGGCUUCCCCCCACAGGCCAUGAGACUGCUGAACUCUGGAGCUGGUCACAUCAGCAUUGUUGUAAACUUACUUUGCAUUUGCAUCUAUCGCAUAUUACUUAUUUAAUCCCGUGUUUUAACUAAUCACAAAGCCACUAAACACGAGGGUUGAAGAAAAGAGAAGAGGAAGGAAAUGAGCGAGUCUUUCUGUUCAAAUGUCAAUUUCUUACAUUUUACCCAUGACACCAUCGAUUAAAGCUGCUACAAAUGUAAGUCGGCGACUUGUCUCUACAAGUCUGUCGUCCCUCAGCUUUGCCCGUGAGGCUCUUCAGGAUGAGUGCUGCCGAGUCACGGCGACACUUUCACAUCCCUCCCUUUGCCUUAUCUUCAGACGUUUUGGAAAUAAACGCAGUUCUGACCCCGUGAAUAAAGCCAGGAAGCCUGAAAUAUCAGUUUACAGAAAAUGCUCGCUCUGCAACGCAGAAUUACAUGACAUUUAACUUUAAAAUAGUGUUGCUGAAACCCAUUUUAUGGCAGACCAAGUGACAAAUGUGUUGAACAAAGUGAGAUAUUCAUCAUUAAUCAUCUAUGUGAUCAUGACGAUGUACAAGCCAAGCUACUUGCCUACUUGCAAACUACUUUACUUCCCUACGCGGAAGUCCAGAAGAACACAGGCAAGUCACUCAAGGUAACUCUUCCCCAAAACAUCAGCCAACACCUGGUCUGUGGAAUGAAGAGACAAAAAAGAGGGAGUAGAGAGCAGGAACAGAGAGGAAGAGGGAGAUUAAGAGAGGGAGACAACGAGAUGAGGGCUGCAUGCGGUAAAAACAGAGAAGGACAGACUGAAGUCAUUCAAGCUUUUCUUCUCCCUGAAUUAUCCCAGUUUUGUCCGAAUUUAGUUGGAGCAGAUUGUGGAAAACCCAGUCCUUGACAUUCAGCCAGAAAGUCAUUUGACGGCACCAACUUCUAUUUCAUCUGAAUCUCUCAUGCUUCUCUCCCUCCUUUUUUCACUAUGACUCUAUUUAUUGUGAUUUCCUCCCCAGUUUCUUUAUCCUUCCCAAUUACACAGGGCUGUAAUAUAAUGGAAAUGUCUCCGUCUGGACUUGUCAGGACGUAUGCACGUGACGCCUAACGUUACUUCCGGAAACAAAGCGCACAGCGCAUGCGCGGAAAUUGAAUAAUUGGCGGUGAAUCGAAGCGACAACAAACCUUCAUUUUUCAAUCCGACCGGGACAGUUUUCUUUUUUUUUUUUUUUUUACCGCGUAAUGAGAUACAAAGUCUGACCUGGACGAUGGUUGAAGGUCCGGGCUGCACGUUGAACGGAGAGAAGAUCCGCUCCAGAGUCCAGACGGGGCAGAAAUGGAAGGAAAGCAGCGGCAGUUUGACCACAUCCACCACGAACAACCCGGCGGGCAACGCCUUCCGCGGCUUCGUCGGGUGUCCGUACACCGGUGUGCACACGGUGGGCAAGGAGCUCUUCAUGUACUUCGGUCCCCGAUCGUUGAGGGUCCAUUUCGGGAUGAAUGGAUCGAUGCGCAUAAACCCCGCCGAGAGGAAGGAGAGGACCGGCCGCACGCCGGUGCUGCAAAUACACCUGACUAACGACACCGUGUGCUUCUUUGACAGCACGGUGGAAAUAAGGUCGACGGAGGACUGCGAGCACCGGGUGAGGGCCUUGGAGAGUCUGGACGUGUGCUCCCCCAAGUUCAGCUUCUCGCGCUCGGUGGCGGCGGUGAGGAGGCGGGGCGGCAGGAUGCUGUGCGACGUCCUCCUCGACCAGGCCGUCAUGCCGGGAGUCGGCAACAUCAUUAAAAACGAGGCGCUGUUCGACUCGGGCCUCCAGCCAGCCGUGAAGGUCGACCAGCUGACGGACGAGCAGCUGCACCACUUGGUGAAGAUGACGCGGGAUUUCACUCUGCUCUUCUACAAGUGUCGCAAAUCUGGCUCCCCUCUCUACAAACAUUACAAAGUCUACAAGCGUCCCCAGUGCGGCCAGUGCGCCCACGUCGUCACAGUCUGUCGCCUUGGAGACAACGGCAGGAUGACUUACUUCUGCGGGAGCUGUCAGAAGGGGGAUCCCAGCGGGGUCGAAGUCAGCAAGCUCCCAGGCAGGAACAGCCUGAUCCGCUGGGCCGGCCGCGAGCCCGCCAAUCACAGCGCGGCCACGCGGGGGGGGGAGGAGGGGGAGGAGGACUGGGCCUGUCAGCUCUGCACGCUCAUCAACCAGCCGGCGGCGAGGGCCUGCGACGCCUGCCUCACUGCGAGGGCCGAGGUCCACAAAGAUGACAUUAACCCCGAGGCGUCGCACUUCACCAGCGAUUUGAUUAAACACCCCUGCACUGCCUUCAGGAAGCCACAGGAGGAGCUCAAGGUCAACUGGAGGUCCGUGCUCGGGACUUCCACCCUGGUUUUCUCCGACUUGAGCAAGAAGCCGAAGCCCGCAAACUCCCCGCUGUCCCCAGCCGGCAGUCCUUUGAAUUCCUUGGCGGCAGAGCGAGGUUCAUAUAAAUACAGCAUCCGCCGGGGGACGGCGAGCCCCAAUUACGCCUCUGGUGGCUGGCAGAGGCAAAGCGCCGAGCCCUCCGAUGGGGAAUCGCUGGCCUCCUACAGUCACCCAUCCAAGAAAAUGAGAAUUGAUCACAGCCCCUUUGCCGGUAACAAUGCUCAAGACGCGGCGCCCAACGCGCGCAAAGCGGAAGCCCCCAGCCGGCGGCCCCCCUCCGCGUCUUCCAGCGCCCCUUGUUGUGCGUCCCAUCGCCGUCCAGCCGCCCUCAGAGUGGUCCACAAGGACGGGGACAACAAGGGCCGCCAGUUCUACGCCUGCUCGCUUCCCAGAGAAACCAAGUGCAACUUCUUCGAGUGGGCGGACCUGCACUUCCCUCUCUGUCGCCACGGGAAACGCUGCGUAAUGAGGACGGUUCUGAAACUGGGACCCAACAACGGGCGGAACUUCUACGUUUGCAGCUUUGUAAAGGGCAAACAGUGCGACUUGUUCCAGUGGGCAGAGGAUGGACCGGGGGUCUCAACACUCCCUGGCUGUUAACUAUCAAACCUCUUUGUGCCCAACUGCUUGUUUGUUACAAAAAAUGGUCCAUUGUGUUCGUCUUUCAAAAAGGUCUCAGGAGACUGAUGAAUAAAUAUAGAAUAAAAACAGUAGCAGAAAGUAAAAGCCGAACUAAUUAAAAUGCCCUGGGACGUUUCUUUUAAAUUGCUUUAUAUUCUUCAAUAAAACAGGUCCAAAAAUACA
Molecule: messenger RNA, 3294 nt
Organism: Gasterosteus aculeatus aculeatus (three-spined stickleback)
Lineage: Eukaryota; Metazoa; Chordata; Actinopteri; Perciformes; Gasterosteidae
Gene: neil3
Product: nei-like DNA glycosylase 3
Biological process (GO): base-excision repair
Cellular component (GO): nucleus
Molecular function (GO): damaged DNA binding; DNA-(apurinic or apyrimidinic site) endonuclease activity; zinc ion binding
Source: RefSeq, a predicted model, not a curated record